Messenger RNA from Neltuma alba, 2505 nucleotides. Its product is annotated as endoglucanase 25. The record is from RefSeq and is a predicted model, not a curated record. Bases 250 to 2109 code for a protein of 619 amino acids. Gene Ontology annotation, molecular function: hydrolase activity, hydrolyzing O-glycosyl compounds. Gene Ontology annotation, biological process: carbohydrate metabolic process. NCBI's taxonomy places the organism in Eukaryota, Viridiplantae, Streptophyta, Magnoliopsida, Fabales, Fabaceae. The transcript has 6 exons.
AACAACAACAGAUUGACGGUUGGUGUAACCCAUAUACCUAUUAGCUCAUCGGCUGUGCACAUCGCUUCCAGUCUCAGCCCGGAAAGAUUCAGAGAUAUUCUGUGCUGAUAUUAUUUGUUUUGCUUUGAUGGGUCUUUAGCCUUUACUGCUUAUCUGUGUAUGUUAUACUCUAAGCUUUCGCUGGCAUUAGCUGACUCCAUAUAUCGGUCGGUGGUGGCUUCCGCCUGAGGAUCAAAACCAGCAUUCAAGAUGAGUAUGUACGGGAGGGAUCCAUGGGGUGGCCCGCUCGAGAUUAAUGCUACGGACUCCGCCACGGACGAUGAUCGGAGCCGGAACAUGCAAGAUAUCGAUAGAGCCGCUCUGUCUCGACCGUUGGAUGAGACGCAGCAAAGCUGGCUGCUGGGGCCGACCGAGCAGAAGAAGAAGAAGUAUGUGGAUCUCGGUUGCAUUAUCGUUAGCCGUAAGAUCUUUGUUUGGACGGUUGGUACGCUUCUGGUAUCAGCCUUCUUAGCUGGCUUCAUCACCCUUAUCGUCAAGACCGUCCCACGCCACCAUCACAAGCAUGGUCCUCCUGAUAACUAUACUUUAGCCCUCCAAAAGGCCCUUAUGUUCUUUAACGCUCAAAGAUCGGGAAAACUCCCCAAACAUAAUAAUGUAUCAUGGAGAGGUAACUCAUGUCUGCAAGAUGGCAAUUCAGAAUCAUCAACUAUUAAGGAUCUGGUGGGUGGUUACUAUGAUGCUGGAGAUGCAAUCAAGUUCAAUUUUCCUGCGUCUUUUGCCAUGACCAUGCUGAGCUGGAGCGUAAUUGAAUACAGAGCAAAGUAUGAAGCCGCUGGCGAACUGGACCACGUAUUGGAGAUAAUUAAAUGGGGGACAGAUUACUUUCUCAAAACCUUCAAUAAUUCUGCUGAUUCCAUAACCACACUUGUUGCACAAGUUGGCUCAGGGGAUACUUCUGGAGGGAGUACAACUCCGAAUGACCAUUACUGCUGGAUGCGCCCAGAGGACAUUGAUUAUGAUCGGCCUGUAACAGAAUGUCACAGUUGUUCAGAUCUUGCAGCAGAAAUGGCUGCUGCUUUAGCCUCUGCAUCCAUUGUUUUCAAAGACAAAAAGGUUUAUUCGCAGAAACUUGUUCAUGGUGCCACAACGCUGUUUCAGUUUGCAAGGGAAGAAAGAGGCCGAUACAGUGCGGGUGGUUCGGAAGCUGCAAUAUUCUACAAUUCCUCCAGUUACUGGGAUGAGUUUGUGUGGGGAGGGGCUUGGAUGUAUUUUGCAACUGGAAACUCCUCUUAUCUAAAACUUGCUACUACUCCUGGCCUGGCCAAGCAUGCUGGUGCCUUCUGGGGAGGCUCUGAUUACGGUGUACUGAGCUGGGAUAACAAGCUUGCUGGUGCUCAGGUUCUUUUGAGUCGUUUGAGGCUGUUCUUGAGCCCUGGAUAUCCUUACGAGGAGAUCUUAAGGACGUUUCACAACCAGACAAGCAUAGUAAUGUGCUCGUACCUGCCAGUUUUCACAAGCUUUAACAGAACUAAAGGGGGCUUGAUUCAGUUGAACCAUGGUAAUCCCCAGCCUCUUCAAUAUGUUGUUAACGCAGCCUUUCUGGCUACCCUUUAUAGUGAUUAUCUUGAUGCUGCCGAUACUCCCGGAUGGUAUUGUGGACCCAAUUUCUUCUCGACUGAUGUUCUUCGGGACUUUGCCAAGACCCAGAUUGACUACAUCCUUGGGAAGAAUCCUCGGAAGAUGAGCUAUAUUGUGGGUUUUGGAAAUCGCUAUCCGAAACAUGUCCACCACAGAGGUGCAUCCAUACCAAAGAAUAAGGUUAGGUAUAGCUGUACGGGAGGAUGGAAAUGGAGGGACACUUCAAGGCCAAACCCCAAUACACUUGUUGGAGCUAUGGUCGCUGGCCCUGACAAGCAUGAUGGUUUCCAUGAUGUUCGUACUAACUAUAACUACACAGAACCAACGCUUGCAGGAAACGCGGGCUUAGCAGCUGCUCUUGUGGCACUGUCAGGUGGCAAAAGCGCUGGAAUAGACAAGAAUACUAUUUUCUCGGCUGUUCCCCCAAUGUUUCCCUCGCCGCCUCCACCUCCGGCACCAUGGAAGCCCUGAGAUGUCGUCUAUGUUCUUUCUUCAAUAAGCAAGCAAAAGGACUUGAAUGAACUGAUGAUUUUUAGUCAUCCACCAACUGCGAAAUUUAAGAAACUUUGAAGGUUUGGAUGGACAUCAACAGAUGGAAUUAGACCUAGUUUGUCUCGUUGUCUGGGCCAAUAGUCAGCUCAGGAUAGCAGUGAAGAACCCAUCAGUGUCACUUGAUUGAGAGCGUGUUUAAAAUUUUGGUUGUACACGGUAUGCAUAUAUGUAUGCAUGGAUGUAUGUAUGUUUUAAAUAUUGUAUUCUCUGGACUCAAUUGUUAAAUGUUCCGCAGUUCUGUCAAAUAUUGACAGUCAACUCUAACUUCAUCCUCUCACAUGUUAAAUAACUUUUCUUGUGAAAUCUUCUUACUUC